Molecule: messenger RNA, 1137 nt
Organism: Saccharomyces kudriavzevii IFO 1802
Lineage: Eukaryota; Fungi; Ascomycota; Saccharomycetes; Saccharomycetales; Saccharomycetaceae
Gene: YGK3
Product: serine/threonine protein kinase YGK3
Exons: 1
Coding region: 1-1137 (378 amino acids)
Biological process (GO): protein phosphorylation; signal transduction
Cellular component (GO): cytoplasm
Molecular function (GO): protein serine/threonine/tyrosine kinase activity; ATP binding; protein serine/threonine kinase activity
Source: RefSeq, a predicted model, not a curated record
AUGCUUAAAGGAAAAAACGUUUUCGGGAGCAUUCCCAACAGAAUGACAAAAUUUGAGGGCGAGCAGUACUUUAUCAAUGAUAUCGUUUCGAUUAAAAGCAGGCAAAAGAGCAAGAUGUACGUCAAAGAAGGGAAACGAAUAGGCCGUGGCUCGUUUGGCACCGUAACCCAGUCAUACCUAUCAAAAAACAAUACUGAGUGGUCAGGUCCUUAUGCUAUUAAAAGAGUCGUUAAAUUUCCCAAAGUCGAAUCCUUAGAGUUGGAGAUCUUGCAAAACAUCAAACAUCCAAAUUUAGUUUCUUUAGAAUUUUUCUUCGAGAGCCAGUGUGCCACCAAGGAUGGUGGACAACUAUGCCAAAAAAAUUUUGUUAUGGAGUAUAUUCCUCAAACUUUGAGUUCUGAAAUCUAUCAAAAUUUCGAUAACGGUUACAAGUUGCCUACAAAACACAUCAAGUUGUACGCUUUCCAGAUACUUCGAGCACUUCUUACCUUACAUUCCAUGAACAUAUGCCAUGGCGAUCUCAAACCGAGUAAUAUACUUAUUGUUCCAGGUACCGGCAUUGCUAAAAUAUGCGAUUUCGGCUCAGCACAACGAUUAGAGGGCAACGAAGAGCCGAAGACUUAUUUCUGUUCGAGGUUUUAUAGAGCGCCUGAACUGCUUUUAAAUUUGAAGAAUUAUACAACGCAGAUAGAUAUAUGGUCGCUUGGUUGCAUAAUAGGCGAGAUGAUAGAAGGCCAGCCUCUUUUCAAAGGUGAUAAUGCUAAAUCACAGCUAGACGAGAUAGCCAAACUAUUAGGACGGCUUCCUCCUGAACAUGAAAGUUCUGUAAACGAGUCUCAAGAAUUGAAAGGUGCCUUGCAUGACUGUAAAUUCAAGAAAUUUAUGCGUUGGUUCCCAAAUAUAGAGUUUUUUGACGUGGAAUUCUUAUUGAAAGUACUGGUCUAUGAUUCCGUUAAAAGAUGGGAUGCUAAACAAUUGAUGGCUCACGAAUUUUUUGACGCGUUGAGGAAUGAAACCUAUUUUUUGCCAAGAAGUUCAAGUAUGCCAGUGCAUCUACCGGAUUUAUUUAGUUUCAGCGCAUCGGAGAAAAAGACUCUUGGAGACUACUACAAUUUAAUUAUACCAUCAUCGGACUAG